Messenger RNA from Ilex paraguariensis (yerba mate), 1272 nucleotides. The record is from the annotation of a GenBank genome assembly. NCBI's taxonomy places the organism in Eukaryota, Viridiplantae, Streptophyta, Magnoliopsida, Aquifoliales, Aquifoliaceae.
AUGACAAUGAUGGCGACUGUGGCAGCAAGAGAUGUCAUAAACCUCGAGUCUGAGAACAAACUCAGGAGAAAAGCUUUUGGGGAGCUGCCCAUUUCCUUCAACCCUUGCCAUCAUCAUCUAUUGGGUUAUGUUGUAUCCUCUAUCAUACUUGUCGCGGAGCCUACAUUCGCUACUAUGAAGGAAGACAAUGUUGAUGAGGUGAGCUUCACUGGCCUGGCAACAAAAGCUUUCGGAAGUCAUGCAGGUUCUUCCAUUGCUUUAGUUUAUGCUUCCCUAAGUUUCUCUUUGUUGGUGGCUAUCGAUGUUGCCAACAGGUUUUUGUGCUUCCUCAUGCUUUUCUCCCUAACUACACUCGUGGCCAUUGGUUUAUCUGUUGGGAGAACCUACAUAAUGGGAUCCUUUGCCUACGCUUCAUGGGGUCUUUCUUCAGUCUUGCCUGCUAUCCGUGUCACUGUACUCACGUUGGGGUUCCAUGUAAUCUCCCCAUUUGUUUGCAAGAUUUCUGGGAACACUGUAAAUGAUGCUCGGAAAGCAAUAUUCAUUGGUGGGUUUGUUCCAUUGGUUAUGGUUUUAUCAUGGAAUCUGAUUGUUUUGGGGCUUUCUGGGACACACGAUGUAUCGUCCUCUGGAGACCCUAUGUCACUCCUGCUCUCUAUCAGCUCUGCUUCAUUAGCCUUGGCCACUAGCUUCAUAGGUUAUGCUGUUAGCUUUCCAAAACAGGUGGUCGAUACCUUGGAGUUGAUUUUUGGAAAAUCCUACUCAAAACAAACUUGUAAUCAAUCUGGAACUAUAUCUGUUGAGGAUGGAGUUCGAAAAGUUGGUUUUGUUACCUAUUCAGGUGAGCAUUAUCUUGGAAAUGUGGGAAGAUUUCAUAUGGUGGAUCAAGGCAAAUUCUUGCCGGAGAAGUUAAAUUGUUACCUGGUUUUAGCUUGUUAGACAGCAUUGCGACCUUAUUUGUACUGGCUGUUCCGAUCCUCAUAGCAUCUCUCUCUCUCAUUCAACCUUCUCAAGAGCCCUUGACUUCGCUGGGAUCUAUGCUAAUUGCUUUCUGUUUGGCAUUCUUCCUCCAGUAAUGGCAUACAUUCACCAAUCAAGGGAGAAACUUAGGUCAUCCAUCCUACCAGGAGGAGACUUGGCCCUUCUACUUCUCUUUGCUAUUGCUGUCAUAUUAGGCAUUUGGCAUUAGAUGGCUACCUCCAAUAUCCAGCACAAAAAUAUUUCUAAAUUCAUGUUGGUUGGAGAUUAAUUUAGUGAAUUGUAGUGCUACAACUU